AUGGCUAACGAGGAGUAUGUGACAGAUUCCAGUUCGGAUUUCACAGAGUACUGGAUUGAUUCAUUUUUGGGUAUAAAAGGUAACGAGUACUUUUGCGAUAUAGACGAUGAAUAUAUACGUGAUCGUUUUAAUCUUACGGGGCUAAAUCAAGAAGUGUCGAAACUUCCCACACUAAUAGAUAUAAUAACCGAUGUCAUUGAUAUUGACUCCCAACCAGAAGAGCACCGAGAGGCGUUGGAACAUAACGCAAGGAUAUUGUAUGGUUUAAUCCAUGCAAGGUAUAUAUUGACAACCAGAGGGUUGAAUAAAAUGUUUGAAAAAUUUCGUAAUGGAGAUUUUGGGUACUGUCCCAGAGUUCAUUGUCAACUAAAUCCUUUAUUGCCUAUAGGGUUGAAUGACCAGCCCCGUAUGGCAAGUGUUAAAUUGUACUGUUCCAAAUGUGAAGAUUUGUAUAAUCCCAAAUCAGGACGUCAUUCAGUGAUUGAUGGUGCUUAUUUUGGGACUUCUUUUCCAGCAAUGUUUUUCCAAAAUUUCCCAAACAUGAUACCGAUACAUCCAAAGGAAACGUAUGUGCCUCGGGUAUUUGGGUUUAAAUUGCAUGAGUAUUCAAAAUUGAAUAGGUGGAGAGAGUUGCAAAGGUUGAAAUUGGAGAGGAGAUUGGCCAAGAGUGGCAUACAAAUAAAGAAUGUCGUUGGUGGGUUUCAAACUGAUAACAAUCAGCCUGCAUCGCGUAAUGUAUAG
Molecule: messenger RNA, 741 nt
Organism: Lodderomyces parapsilosis
Lineage: Eukaryota; Fungi; Ascomycota; Pichiomycetes; Serinales; Debaryomycetaceae
Gene: CKB2
Product: casein kinase 2 regulatory subunit
Exons: 1
Coding region: 1-741 (246 amino acids)
Cellular component (GO): protein kinase CK2 complex; cytoplasm
Molecular function (GO): protein kinase regulator activity
Source: RefSeq, a predicted model, not a curated record